GAUGAACUAAAGUUAUGGUUUUCAAAGGACUCAACAUGCACAAUAAAAACUUUGGGGGAAAAACCGUCUUGUUCUUGUCAUUAAUGUUGUGAUUGUGCCAUUUAAUUCAUCAAUGUGCCAUCCUGUGCAUACACUACUUGUAAUUCGGUAAUUGGCAGAGGGUAUCCAUUUUCUUCUUUUUUAAGCCAAUUAUUGACCCCCUAAAAUGACAAGUUGAUGCCAGUAUACACAUUUAAAAGUGUAAAACAAACAUUUGUUCUGAACUGUAGGGCUGAACUUCAAAAGUCACUGACUGAAAUUCCUCAACGUCGAAUAUUGAAAAAUGCCCUGUCAUUCAAUACUAAAGUUGAAUACUUAAAUGUCAUCUUCGUCAGUGAGCCAAUUAGCGUGCAGCAUGUACCAAGAUUUUAUAAUGCAGUUUAACAUGAAAAAGGCUCCAUUAACAGAAAAUGUUCACGUUUGUGUAUUUUAAGAGGCUUGAGUUGACUGUACCACAUAGCAGCUGAAAAAAGAAUCCGAACCGCAAUGCUAUUUGUUGUUAAAAUGGGUCGGUAUCGUGUAAAAAAAAAAAAAACAUAACAAAAACCCAGCCCUACUUGCACAAAAACAAGGAUGCAGCGUUUCGUAUCUCAAAUGUAGAAAGGGAUCAACUUAUUUUGGCCCAAAGUAAGAUUUGUAAUGAAUACUACAGAGCGACUAUGUAACGGUUUUCAUUAAGCAUGUUACCAUGGUGACGCAGUGACUCGGUUACAUUUACCACAGUGACCAGUUAGCCUAGCAUUGCUGCUCGGGGAUGUCUAGCUUGUACAAAUUGUCCAUUAUAAUAACCAUGUAUCGUAUGUUUGGUCUAUAACCGGGUUAUGUCUUAAACAGUUAUUUAAUGGCAGCUCCAACAUGAUGACUUUCCAGGUUAAUGCAUCGCUGCCUAACGUUACCGCAAAGGCUUUAUUGUCGGAGCGAAGCUCAAAUUGCGGCCCUGAUGCGGCUAGAUAUCCAGCAUACUGGAACGUUGGCAUGGGAGCAGGUGGAGGACAAGCAGCUGUCAGACAAAAUAGUCAAAUAAGGAGGACAUUGCCUGUGAUUCAACCCCUGAGCAAGUCCAGGGAUUGGAAAACCUUGGUUAGCGGCUACAUAGUUGGAGGGUCACCUAACCUGGCCAAAGAUGACAGACUGGGAACAGAGAUCAAUGGCCCAGAGAAGGACCUCUCUGGAAGACACUUUCUUUUUGAUAAACAAUGUGCGAGGUUAGAGAGGACCAGAACUGUGAUUCCUCCACUGGCAAGAGACUACCAUGUGCACAGACCCGGCAACCAGCAUCUCCUCAGCCUCUCCAAGAAGCUUUCCCACAGUCAUGCAGGGCGGCCUUUCGACCUGGGCUACCCUGAAAGAUAUGAACUGAAUACAACUCCAGCCAUCCUCUUUCCCUCCACUUUAGUCCUCAAAGGCAGAAGCACCUUCUCUGCUGAGAACUGCAAGCUUAGCAGGCCUAAGGUGAAUUAUCCAACCUACAACCUACUGACUGUUAAAGAUAAUCAAAAGAGCCAGUCCUAUCCAGACCCAGUGGUCGGAGCCUCUCGCUCUUUUAUCCACAGGAUAUCUGAGCUGUCCACCUUGGAGGGUGAGACGGUGAGACAAGAAAAGCUCAAGAAAAUGAGGAAAGCUAAAAAACCUUCAUCCUGACAAUCACCUUCUUCCCAGUCACUCUGGUCAAGGAUCAAAACCUUUGAGUCUGUGCCAACAACGUCGGAGCAAAAUAAAACUUUUAAGGCACCGUGUUCUUUUCAGUGGCUUGUUCUGACUGCUUGUUUGUCCUCAAUGGUAUUAGUUUUCUGCCUAACGUGGCUGGUCUUCACAUUUUGGGAUUCCUGACCUGAGCUCCUCUAUUAGUGAUUGCAUGUAGUAUUUACUGUGGUAAAUUACAGUGUUCACUAUGACAACAAAUGCUGAUGAUGAAUAUUAAAUAUUUUCUUUUCUGACUCACAGCUGUCGUAGUUUCCCACUCAACAUAUGCAUGAAAAUAUAUUUAUUUUACCUUUCUAAUGGCUGUUAUGUAAUUCUGCCAUAAUUAUUGCUGUAUCAUGAAUAUGUUGAAGAUGCUGUAAAGCUCCGAUCUCAUUACAAGGGUGUUUAAAACAUUGCCGUUGUACACGAAUCAAGCUGUGUGGAAUAUCUAUGUACAUAUUGAAUAGUUUAGCAAAACCAUUAUUGUGCCUUGUGAAACGUCUUCCUGGAAUUAAAUAAAUUUCUUUUUGUUAUUGUUA
Messenger RNA from Perca fluviatilis (European perch), 2261 nucleotides. Its product is annotated as 60S ribosomal protein L7. Gene Ontology annotation, biological process: maturation of LSU-rRNA from tricistronic rRNA transcript (SSU-rRNA, 5.8S rRNA, LSU-rRNA). The transcript has 8 exons. Gene Ontology annotation, molecular function: structural constituent of ribosome; RNA binding. Lineage: Eukaryota; Metazoa; Chordata; Actinopteri; Perciformes; Percidae. The record is from RefSeq and is a predicted model, not a curated record. The coding region runs from base 895 to 1680 and encodes 261 amino acids. Gene Ontology annotation, cellular component: cytosolic large ribosomal subunit.